AAGAAGAAGAAGAAGGCAAGAAGCAGAAGAAGAACCUAGUCACGUGACUGGGUUGAGCAUCUUUUUGGUCCAUUUUGGAGGAUAUUAGCAAGAGCACCGUGCAACUCAAGAAAAUGACCAAACUACAAUUCUUAAACGUCUUUUUGACUGAACGUCUCAUGCUAGCUGCGCAGGAGAUUUACAAGUCUGUCGAGGAUACUAUUUUGGAGUACCAGGAGGAGAUAGCGAUCAGGGAGCGGGAGAACGACCAUCUGAGACGCAGGCUCCGAGAAGCUGGAAUUGAAAUAUGGCCAGAUCGUCCGUCCAUGGGGCUGUUGGAGGAAGAGGAUGGUGAGCAUCCACGUCGUGAGUGGAGUCCAAGUAUGGGGCAUGAAGAGCGUAUUCCUAUUCAGAUCAAGGACAAAAGAGAUCUGCGCGUUAACCAAGGAGAUGAUCAGAUUCGGGGUCAUGGCUCUUGUAGCACAUCAGAGAAUAUGUUCAGUCCUCCACGUGUUGCAAAUGAAUACCCCCAAGAUGGCCCCCACACAUCCAGCCUCCCUCAAAGUCAAGGUGUGGAGAACAGGGAAAGGGACCCUGCAUCUCGAGGCGCGUCAAGGCAUGUGAAGGCAGAGACUGGAGGUGGCCACAGGGGCUCCACUUCAUCCAACAGUGGAGCCCAGCCUCUUGCACCGGUCAACCCAAAUUGCUCAAAUGAGAACAAUAUUGAUAUAACUGGGGUAGAGAACGGUGGACAGAUGCUUGGUGCUAAGGGAACUGUAAAUGGAGCUAACAGAGUACAGGCUGCUGUCAUGCGUGGGCAAACAGCCAAUGCUGUAGACUGCCCCCAUCAAAAAUCCCCGUUACAGGGCCACAUGUCAUCUUUUUGCUGCAAGGUUUGUGGUGAGGCAUUUAGUCACAUUGGCCAUUUGCAUGUGCACGUACAGGUACACACUCGGGAAAAGCCUUACCGCUGUGGAGUAUGCGGAAAAUGCUGCAGCUCCUCCGGUAGACUUCAGGAGCACCAGCGGAGCCACACGGGAGAGAAACCCUUCCGCUGCCAGAUUUGUGGAAAGGGAUUCACACAGAUGGCUCAUCUCAAGGUCCACAUGAGGAUCCAUACAGGCGAGAAGCCGUACAGUUGCCCUGUGUGUGGCAAGUGCUUCAGCCGCUCUGACAAAAUCAAAAGGCAUCUUCAAACCCACAGCCGUGAGGGAACCUACUUUUCAGGGCAAUGAUGCAAGUGUUAACAACCCAUUUUAUAGAUCACAUUGAUGUGGGAAACUUUUCUAUAAAAAGAUAAAAUUGCUGCCGUUGACAAGGCUUUUCUUUCUAUUUUGCAAGAACUUUGAAUUCUGCAACUCUUAAAUAACAUUAUUUUUUAUCUAACUUAACACUUUUCAGUCCCUCAGUAGAACUUGUAUUAGUCAGUUUAGUAUGUCAUUUACUCAAUUUUGUAUUUCUCACUUAAUAUUACACUUUUAAGACACAAUUUGAGUUAUUAGCUAGCUGAAUUAUCUAGCCUUUUUGUAGUCACAAAAUUUAGCAUGAAGUCUUCCACACAUACAGAAACUUAUCAAGAAAUGCAAGAACAUUCAGCACAUUAAAUCCAUCAGUCACUUUAUACACUUAACUCCAUGCUUGAGUUUAAAAGCUGCAGAUUCUAUGACAAUUUUCCUAAGUCUUAAA
Melanotaenia boesemani (Boeseman's rainbowfish) is the source of this 1665-nucleotide messenger RNA. RefSeq names its product zinc finger protein with KRAB and SCAN domains 1-like. Bases 114 to 1214 code for a protein of 366 amino acids. The transcript is spliced from 2 exons. Lineage: Eukaryota; Metazoa; Chordata; Actinopteri; Atheriniformes; Melanotaeniidae. The record is from RefSeq and is a predicted model, not a curated record. Gene Ontology annotation, biological process: regulation of transcription by RNA polymerase II. Gene Ontology annotation, molecular function: RNA polymerase II cis-regulatory region sequence-specific DNA binding; DNA-binding transcription factor activity.